CCCGACCCUUAGUAUAGUUGACUACCUAAAUAAACUCACUGCUGAAACCAAGCAAACAAUAAUAUCCAAGCAAUAAGUAGACUAAAAUUAUCUGUGAAUGGGUCUUUGGGGCCGUUCCUGUAACUCUGGCCUGGUCACACAACAAAUGUGCCGUUGCUUCUUUAAGAAGUCAAUAUGCAUUCUGGGAAUGGAUGUGUCGUUGCCGCUUUAAGAAAAUGCUAUGCAUUCUGGGAAUCGUAGUCUGUGCUAGUUACACAUUGCCACAUAGAUCACAUUUGAAGACUUCACACGGUGGCUGUGUGACCGGGGAGAGCGAAGUCGGACUGCGACGGGAGUUUUCAUUCACAAGAUUCGCCAGUGAUGUCCAGAGGUCCUCCCAGGAAUUUUUAUUUGAAUUUUAAAACCACUACGUAUAGCUCGAUUAUGCAAACCAGAUCAUGUUGACGAGUUUGUAGUUGCCUGUGUCGGUAGCUAGUUAAUCAGCCGACACUACCCAAGGAAGUCUACCCGGGCUUAGUUAGGUAGCAAGCUAGCUAGCGGACACCAGCUAACGACGAGUUAACGACGGAGGUCGCAAAUCUUGACAAUGCUGCGUUGGAUCCGCUGUUGUAGGCUACUAGUUAAAAUGCUGCAGGCCCGCACGGUAGUAAUUAUGUAGCCAUUUGGCUAAUUUAGCCAGGUAAAUAAACUAGCUUGAUUGAACGUUGGCCGUUUUUCAGACAGGUUUACAAAUAUUUAGACAACUUGGCUGACAAAUAUACCCCCUCGCUGACGAGCUGUUUUCCUCAUUCAGUUUUGCAUUCCUAUAGCUGGCGCUUCGCAAGCGUCAUCUCAACUUAUUAGCUAAUGUAGCUAAACCAUUUGUGUUGUGUUCAGGUUCAUACGUAAGACUAUUUAGGUUGCUCGUCUUGAAUGAGCAAGAACUGGAGUUAUCGACAAGUUAAGCUCCAUCAAGCUAGCAUUGAUUGUUAAACAACUACAUUCGUGCUAGCCAUCUCAUUCAAACAAGCCGAGUUUAACUAGCGUUGGGUAAUGCUAGUUAUGCAGUUGUCACUUUUUAAUCUUAUUUUGUUUGGGCUAGAUUUGAGUGCAUUUUAGCUAUUGUUAACUAUAGGGAACAAAAGACCAAAGUUGAAUUUCACCGGCGAGCGAACCAAUGUUUUAUACUUUAAAAAGGGUGCUGGUUAGUCAGCUAAAGUAAAGAUGUCUUUCAUAGAAAGUUUCCUGGCAUAUUUUAAUUUAAGCAGUUUACAGUGGCUAUGUAUGGUCACAUUGUUCAUCGCUUCUGUUGUCACGGUGCUUGUGUAUUUUGUGCAAUAUUUUUUCGGCGAUUUGCGAGCUGGUACCGUUAGUAAACAUGAAAUCCGAAAUUGGGACGAAGCGGACGCCCUGCUGAAUUGGGCGCUGUCACUGAAAAGCUGGAGGUGUCAGUGGAAAAAAUCCUGGAUUCGAGCCCUGAACGAAGAAGCGAAGAAGCCCACGAGAGGUGUGCAGAUAACGUUUGAAGAGGAUGAUGUUCAGGCUUCCGAUCUGGCGGUCAGCCACGUGUCAAGCUUUAGAAAAUCCACCGAGUUGAAGAAUGUGCGCUGCCGGGUGGUGGGAGAGAAACUGCAGGCCUCCUUCACGGCGGCUCGCACGGAAGCCUCGUCCACCGGCCCCCAGAGGUACAGCGUCAAGAUCUCUCCGCUUCAGCUGCAGCUGGACCUGCAGAUGCGGGAGGUGUCGGAGGAGGUGCAGGUGGCGUGGACGCUGUCCAGCCUGGAGGUGUGGGAUCUGCAGCUGACGCCCAGCCACACGCAGAGCGGUGUCGUGGGCCCCAGCGUGUCUGAGAUCAGGGACAGACUGCGGCAGGUCCUGUGUGGAGCUCGCCCCUCAGUACUGCUGAGCAGCCGGCCUGCCCAGCCUGCAGAGCUGAAGGACGCGCGGGCCAAGGCGUCUCAGGUGGCGUCCCCACCCAAGCCCCCCCGGGCACACGACUGGAAGCUGCUGGUGAAGAACAUCAGGGUGACGGGCGGGCAGGAGGACGGUGCUGCAGGCAGCACAAACCCAUACUGCGUCCUCCAGCUGGACGACCCGCCCCAGAAGGUCUCCACGUCCGUGUGCAGGGGCACCUCCAGCCCCUCCUGGGACCAGCCCUAUAUCUUCGAGCUGAGCGGGCGAUCAAAAGAGCUCAUCAUUCAGGUCCUGGACGAGGGGCAGCCGCAGGAGAGUGCCCUGAUUGGCCAGGUUUCCGUGCCCUUUGACCUCGUUAAGAAACAGCCCAAAGGACAGCAGACGUUUGCACUUUUGAAUAAAGACCAAGAGGCCGGGACACUCUCCACUGAGUUCAAGUAUCUGGAGCCCAGCGAGGUGCGGUCCUGGCAGACCCCCACCCCCGCCCUCACCAAAAAGGUGGAGAUGGACCGCACGGUCAUGCCCUGCGGCACCGUGGUCACCACCAUCACCGCGGUCAAGAGCAAGCCGGGCCGGACCCUGCCCGCCGCUCUCAACGGAGAGUCCCCCUUGAAGGCUCCGCCCAAAUCCAAGCUGUCUGGGAGACGAGUGUCCGAGCAGCACUCUGUGUCUGGAGCCACAGUCAGCAAGGCCCUGUCCUCCUCAGACACAGAGCUCCUGAUCCUGAACGGGACGGACCCCGUGGCCGAGGCCGCCAUCCGCCAGCUCCACGAGUCGGCCAAGCAGAAGCUCAAGUCCCCCGUGAGGAAGAGCACCAUCAUCAUCUCGGGCGUGGCUAAGACUCCUCUGUCUCAGGACGAUGAGAUGGCUCUGAUGGCUGGAUACGCGGCUGCCAUGGAUGCCUCCAUGACCGAGGGCCCCAGCUCCGCCUCCUCGGGGGCCACAGGGGGGGCCCCCACCGAGGCCCCGAGCCUGGCGGGCCCCCGGGAGGGCCCCGACGGGGCGGGGACCGAGGAGAACUGGGACGGCCAAUCGGAUCACGACCCCGACGCCGACAAGAAGUCCGCGCUGUCCCUGUGCAUUUCGGAGUCGGGUUCCAAAAAGAGUAAAGAGGAAGCCUGUGCUAAGCAGACAGUAUUACCGGCCCAGCAGCUUCCUGCGCAAGAGCGCCAAGCUCUUCUUCCGCCGCCGGCACCAGCAGAAGGACCCGGGCAUGAGCCAGUCGCACAACGACCUGGUGUACCUGGAGCAGCCGACGGGCGUGGAGAAGGAGCGCCGCACCGCCACCUUCAGCCGCAUCAUCAACAGGAAGCUGCACCCCAAGAGCAAGAGCAAAGCCAACGGCUCAGCGGGCGACCCGCACGCCUGACCCCGCCCCUGCCCUGAGCUGUGAGGGGGGGGUGGCCAGCCUCUGCCCAGGCUCCGCCCCUGCCCUGAGGAGGGGGAGUGACUUCUACACUGACCCUGCCUCUGCCCUGAGGAAGGGGCGUGGCCUCUGAUCUGACCCUGUCCCUGCCCUGUGGAAGGGGUGUGGCCUCUGUACUGACCCCGCCCCUGCCUGGAGUUAGGGGUGUGGCCUGUGCACUGACCCCACCCCUGCCCUGAGGAAGGGGUGUGGCCUGUACACUGACUCAAACCUUGCCCUGAGGAAGGGGUGUGGCCUCUGCACUGACCUCGCCCCCCUCUGGUGGUUACGAGAGAGAGGGAGAGGACCCUUUAAGUACUCGAUGGAGAAUGGGUGUGGACACCACCUCGGUUUGGAUUUUUUUCCGGAAGAGGACGCGCCGCGGGGGCCAUGACGAUAUAACCGGCUUAACUAAUGGCAACGGACAUUUCCAACCGUUUGUUUAUUUUUAGUUAAUGAGAAUUGUGGCCUUCUAACCUAUUAUAAGGAAUGCGGUGGCCAUGCUAGGUUUUUUCCCCCCUGAAUAUAACCAGCUUUUUGUGACUUGGGGGGGUGGGUUGCCGGUUGUUGACCAAGAUGAACCAAAAAAAAGUGGUUUUGCACAUUUUGAAGAGACAAACAAAACUUGUUUCUUUCUCACUUUAACCCAGGCUUGUCCUGGACGCAUUGCAGAUCUAGUUUAUAUUGACUGUACUGCGUAUAUCGCAAUGGGAGCGUACUGUCAAGACAAAGGGAGACCAAUUGAUUGCGUUGCAUGGCUAAUUCCCUUCGGAUAAGCUACUUGAAUCCGACUAUUUUUUUACCUGCUAGUGCUUCAGAGUCCAUCACAUUUAUCUGCAUAACUUAUCCAGCUACUGUGAAAAGACCUUAUACUGAAGACUACAUCUUAAGUUACGAGUCCAGAAUCUGAGCAGUCACUCAAGGCAGACAUGUCCACUGCAGUGGAGAUGUUCUCGCUUACGUUUAGCCAACUAGCUAUUCAGUGCUAUGAAAAAGGAGACGCACACCCACCAGAUAAAGCUUAAUAGGUAAAAAGCAGAUGUAAAAAAACACUCCCGCAGAGCCAUCGCACACCGGCAUCGCAGCACGCUUCACGCAGAAUGAGGAAGCGGUCAAAAUCUACACCGUGAAUGUGUUCUUGCCUUUGUGAGAGAGAGAAAAAAAAAAAAGAAGCAGCAGACGUUUCCGUUUAAAAAGAAUUAUGCAACUGUUUACCGUCGAUUUAUUUUUCUUCUGGGUUUUCUUUUUCCCGCGACACUACGGCUUUGUGUAAAGGGGUGUGGCGUUUGCGGCGCGGCACCGGCGAACCUCGGACGGAGGAAACACUACCAGGAGGCGCGGCGGUCGAGCUGGGACGUCGAGACCCGCCCGAGCCGCAGUCGCCUCAUUGACUACUGUUUUUGUUUUUAAGUUUUUAAGUUUCAAGAGCUUAGACGUAUGAGGAAUUGAAAAUUUACCAGAAUGACAUUGUUUUUUUUUAAAAAAAAAAAAGAAAUUUAUUUCCUUUAUGAUUGUAAAUUUAUUUUCCUAUGCAGGUAAACUUUUUUUUUUAGCACAAGAAACUGCAUCUAAAUAUCAGUUCAUCAGAUUAUAUACUACUGUUCUUCCUGAAUGAGCCUAGCAAGGAAUUUGCUAACUAUACACACACAAAAAUCAUGAUGCACAUUAGACUACGUAGAUAAGAGUAGUCCAUCCACUAUCAUAGUGGGGGGCGACAAAGCUCAGGAGGUAAGACCGCUUGUCUGGCAGUCGGAGGGUUGCCGGUUCAAACCCCGCCCUGGGCAUGUUGAAGUGUCCUUGAGCAAGACACCUAACCCCUAACCCCUAACCCCUAACUGCUCUGGAAAAUGAGAGGCAUCAAUUGUAAAGCGCUUUGGAUAAAAGCGCUAUAUAAAUGCAGUCCAUUUACCAUUUACUAUCAUAAGUUCAGCUCAUAGCCUUAAAGCCCAGCACUCAAAGCCGGUUUGUUGCCAACGCACUGGCAGACUGAUGGAGGUUACGACCGUAGUGCUAGCAGCUAGCAUGAGGGCUAUCUGACGUUUCAUGAGUGCGGCCAUUUUGUUAUUUUUAAAUGAGUGGGAAAGCUGGCUGUGCUGUGCUUCCUCGGCUUUUGCAGCCUCUUCAUAACUGCGGUUUUACCGUCUCUUGCGGUUGUAAAACGACUUGAGGCUUUUAAAAAUGUAUUAUUAGGCAGCCAGGAGUGGAAAUUGACAGAACUUUUGCAUGGAUGGCUUUGAGAAAUCUCAAAUCUUAAAAAAAAAAAAAAAAAAAAAAUGUUUUUUUUUUUUUAAAAGAUAGAGAAGUGUGCAUUGUUUGGAGUAAAGAAAAAGUACUUGUUGAUUUCCAGGCCUUCCGCCUGAAUGGGAAAGAAGUAUCUGCUUCACCAACAGAGCUCUGUUUGAGGUCCAAUGCAGUAUUGGUGAAAAAUGGCUUCUUCAUCGCAUGCCGUGAGUUGAUGUAAUGUUUAACUACCACAACACCUUUUAGAGUUUUUUUUUAAAAAUUUUUUUUUUUUUAAUUGGGCUAUAUUUGAGCAUUGGUGGAUUAAUAUUUGCUUGCGCCAGUAGCAUUUUCUAGUGCUCAGAUUUUUUAUUUUCCCUCGCCGGACUGAUAAAUACAGAGUUGGACAAAGAACUGUGGUGCAACUGCUAUAUCUAUAAAGUGGAAAAAUAAAAAGCUCUAUAAAUCCAGGGAGCGUGUUGGAGGGAAUUUUUUUUAUUUUGCAGACUCAAUUCUGAGCCUAAAAUGAGUCUUAAAAAAUGCAUACUUGUAUAAUGUGCUGAUGGCUUGUAAAUAAUCAAACUGCUUGCUGACAUUUUAUAUUCACAUCAGAUCCAUCUAAUAAAUGGAACUAUGAUGCCUCUUAAUAUAGAUUGUCAGUGAGGGCAAUGCAGGGAUUAUCACCAGUUAACAUAUCAGGAUUAUAAUUUUGAGCAAUAAACAUUGACUGAAUAACCAUGA
This is a messenger RNA of Anguilla rostrata (American eel), 6259 nucleotides long. Its product is annotated as C2 domain-containing protein 2. Lineage: Eukaryota; Metazoa; Chordata; Actinopteri; Anguilliformes; Anguillidae. The transcript has 15 exons. The coding region runs from base 1204 to 3279 and encodes 691 amino acids. The record is from RefSeq and is a predicted model, not a curated record.